Molecule: messenger RNA, 2266 nt
Organism: Cimex lectularius (bed bug)
Lineage: Eukaryota; Metazoa; Arthropoda; Insecta; Hemiptera; Cimicidae
Product: transmembrane protein 127-like
Exons: 5
Coding region: 221-973 (250 amino acids)
Biological process (GO): negative regulation of cell population proliferation; negative regulation of TOR signaling
Cellular component (GO): membrane
Source: RefSeq, a predicted model, not a curated record
GAUUAAAUUGAUUGAAACCAGCUGCUUCUCAGUUCUCUCAGCUUCAAUGUUCUGUCCUUUUGUGUUCCACCUGCCUUGCUGGCCCUUGUUUCUUUUCUGUCAGAUGUCAUCGAUAAUCGCUCUUUCUAGCUGAGAGGGCGACUUUCGCCUCUUCGAUAAAUGUUUCAUUUUCAACGGGCCCUGCCAUUUUAAACGUUUUGGUUAGCUUCCCCUGUUGGUUAUGUACAGCCCCGAAGAUCCUCCUAGGUACCGCUGGGCAUAUCCACAUGAUAAUGAGAGGAACCAUGUGGCAGCGAUAUUCCACCUCUUUUCUGUCAUACUCACGUCAACAGCCCUGUUUAAAAUGAACUGGUUCAAAAUUUGGGGCAGCAGCUGCACGCAUACACUCAGCCUGUACCAAUUCAUGCGCCUUGGCUAUUUUGAGACUGCCCAUUCACAACCAUUCGCGAAGAAUGGAGACGUUACGCAGAUCGUUCCUGUCUAUCUGCAGUACCAUACAGGAAAUGAAGUUUUUGACUGUGUUACACCUGAAGUUUUAAAUCUCAUGAGGGUUUUAAUAAUGCUCUGCAUUCUUUGUAUAUUUCACUCCAUGGUCGGUUUCGCACUGGACGUGAUUGGCCCAUCAAAAAUGUCUCUCCGUUUUAUAAGAAGAAAUGCUUUGCCUUCUAUUUGGUCAGUUUUGACUGUUGUGACAAUAGUGGGAGUAUGUUAUUUAGUUACAAGAUCUUUAGAUUAUUCAAUGAGAACCAUGUACCCGACAAAUAUUGGGAUGGUAACAUAUGAGAAUGGUUGCUACACUGUUACAGUAGCAGGUGCCAUCUCGCUGUUGGCCACAGCUUGCAAUCUCUUACAAGAUCCGCCACCUCCGCCUGAAGGACCAUCGAGACAGAGGCUUGUCGAUGACUUUGAAGGUCUAGAAACUUUCUCUGUCGGAAUGAGGAACCUCCCUCCACCUCCACCUUAUACACCUUAAUUAGUAAAAUUUAUGAUUGAUACCAUUGAGUAUUAAAAUGUAAUUUGUUUAUUAAUAUUUUUGUUUAUUAUAAGCUACAGGUUUGUUAUGGAAUUGUACUUCAAAGGUUUUUGUUACUUCAACAUGCAUUUAAUUUGAUUAUAGUAAGCAAUAACGUGAAUAGUGUUUAUCUCUUAUAAAAAAAAAAAUAUAAAUGAAAGAAACAUCAAGAUAAUAUGCAAGCAAUCAAUAAAGAAAAUAGUGUUAGUUUUAAGAGUAGGAUCUUUAAUAUAUUAAAUUUAACAAAUUUUCAUUUUGAGGUAUCGCACUACUGAAGCAAAGAAGGAUCAUUAACAUACCAACUUCAUCCUUUAGCCUUAUUUGGCAGAAAGAAAAAGAAAAUGAAUGAAAGAAGACUUGCUAAAUUUCACUGCUGAUUUAAAAAUUUUGUUUGUUAAUUUUAUGAAAUGUUUAUGAUUAUACUGAAUGUAAAAAAAGGGGUAAUGUGACAAUUUUAGUUGUGAUAACUAUUUUUGAAUUUUAGAUUUGUCCUUAUACCAAUUAUUUUACACAUUUAAACAACAAACUCUCAUAAUUGAUAAUGUAUUCAAAAAAUUAACAAAAAAAGAAAUUAUGGAGAUGACACUAUUUCAUGUGAAUAUUAUGUUAAAUAAAUGAUAUGUUAAAAAAUCUGAAUACUUCAUUAAAUAUGCAUGUAUAGAAGGGCACAAAAAUUAUGCCAAGUAUUUAAAAAAUAAUAAAUAAAACAAUAAAAUACUGUACUGAAUAUUUAGGCAAUUUCAUGAGAUUUUUUGAAACCAAUUUAUUUUAAACCAAAGAAUGAAUGUUUGGAUGUGAUUAUUUAGUUAAGUUCAACCAGAUUAACUUUGAAUAGUAAAUCUUAAUCCCCUUUUACAAAAAUAACACAUCUAAGUUAAGCCUAUUCUGCAGGAGUGCACAAAAUGUGGCGUUUGGACGCUCCCCAAAAUCGUGUUAAUGCAAACAGCACUUUUCAAUGCAUUUGUAUAGAAAAACACGGAUCCAGUCUAGACGAGAGUUCCUAAAGUGUAAAAUGUCGGUGUUUGAUCAGCGUUAGUGCUUCUAACACUCGGAAUGUUAUUCAAUCUACAUGGACGUUCAUCUCGGUGAUUAAAACACAAUGUUAGUCUUCUAUUUCUUGAUUUAUAUGUGUAUUAUUUUAUUUAUUUAUUUUAAAGGUACAAAUUGGGUUUUACGCUCUCUUACAUGCACAUAUUUUAGAAAUAAAUUUAGUUUUAUAAACAUAGUAAAUAAUAAUGAGAGCAAUAAUAAUAA